CUCUCAACUUCUUAAUUCAACUAAUAUACCACACCCCAUCUCUUUCUCUCUCUAAAAACACAUUUUUCCUUCUUCUAAAUUACCCUCCUUCUUCUUUCCCCUCCCUCUAUGGCUGUUGAUAAUGCUCUUUCAUCACCUCUUGGUCCUCCAGCGUGUGAGAAAGAUGCUAAAGCUCUUCAAUUCCUUGAGGAAAUGACUAGAAAUGCUGACUCCGUUCAAGAGGAUGUUUUGGCUAAAAUCUUGACCCAAAACUCCGAGGUUGAGUACUUAAAACGGUUCAAUCUUGAUGGUGCAAUUGACCGUGAGACUUUUAAGUCUAAAAUCCCCAUGAUUAGAUACGAGGAUCUUCAGCCUGAAAUUCAACGAAUUGCUAAUGGAGAUCGCUCUUCCAUCUUAUCAGCUCACCCCAUCUCAGAAUUCCUCACUAGUUCCGGGACAUCUGCUGGUGAAAGAAAGCUCAUGCCAACAAUUAAACAAGAGCUGGAUCGUCGCCAAUUAUUGUAUAGUUUACUCAUGCCAGUAAUGAACCUUUACGUGCCUGGGUUAGACAAAGGCAAAGGCUUAUACUUCUUGUUUGUGAAAUCUGAAACAAGAACCCCAGGAGGUCUCUUGGCUCGUCCGGUGCUUACAAGCUAUUACAAGAGUGACCACUUCAAGACACGUCCAUAUGAUCCUUACAACGUGUACACAAGCCCGAAUGAGGCCAUUCUUUGUGCAGAUUCAUUCCAGAGCAUGUACACUCAGAUGCUCUGUGGCCUUCUAGAGCGCGAACAAGUGCUCAGGGUCGGUGCAGUCUUUGCCUCCGGCCUCCUCCGUGCUAUAAGGUUUCUCCAGCUUCACUGGCUUGAACUUUCUGAUGAUAUCGAGUCAGGAAUGCUAAACAAGAAAAUCACUGACCCGACGGUCAAAGAUUGCAUGGUGAAUAUUCUGAAACCGAACCCAAAGCUCGCAGAGUUUGUCAGGAUGGAGUGUGGUAAGGAAAAUUGGGAAGGGAUCAUUACAAGAAUUUGGCCUAAUACCAAAUAUCUUGACGUAAUCGUCACUGGAGCCAUGGCCCAAUAUAUCCCUACCCUUGACUACUACAGUGGUGGCUUACCUAAAGCAUGCACCAUGUAUGCCUCUUCAGAAUGUUACUUUGGGUUGAACCUCAACCCAAUGUGCAAGCCAUCAGAAGUUUGCUACACAAUCAUGCCGAAUAUGGCCUACUUUGAGUUUUUACCCCAUGAGCCUGCUGAGAUCAGCCAGGAUUCAACUCCAAAACUUGUUGAUCUUGCUGAUGUUGAAUUGGGUAAAGAAUACGAGCUUGUUAUCACAACCUACGCCGGUUUAUACAGGUAUCGAGUUGGUGACAUCCUUCGAGUUACUGGGUUCCACAACUCAGCUCCUCAAUUCCAUUUCGUACGAAGAAAGAAUGUAUUGCUCAGUAUUGACUCAGACAAAACAGAUGAGGCCGAGUUACAAAAGGCCGUCGAGAAUGCAUCGCAACUUCUACGUGAAUUCAACACAAGUGUAGUUGAAUACACAAGCCAUGCCGAUACAAAGACGAUUCCAGGGCACUAUGUGAUUUACUGGGAAUUAUUGGUCAAAGACUCAGCAAACUCUCCUGGUGACGAGGUACUGAACCAAUGUUGCCUUGCCAUGGAAGAAUCUUUGAACUCGGUGUAUCGACAAGGUCGAGUCGCAGAUAAUUCAAUUGGACCACUAGAGAUACGUGUGGUUAAAAAUGGUACAUUUGAGGAGCUGAUGGAUUAUGCGAUUUCAAGGGGGGCAUCCAUUAAUCAGUAUAAGGUACCAAGGUGCGUCAAUUUUACUCCGAUCAUGGAGUUGCUUGAUUCUAGGGUGGUAUCCAAGCAUUUUAGCCCAGCUUUGCCACGUUGGGCCCCGGAAAGAAGAAGGUGAUUUCUUUGGGAGCGUCCAACCACAUUAAUUAAGUCAAAUGGAUUCGAAUGUAGAAUAAUAAUAGAUUACUUAUUAAUUUUAGAUUUCUUCUUUUUCUUGGUCUUUCAUUCGAGCGAGGAAUACAUCUGAGAAAAGCUAGCUAGGUAGCUUUUGGGACCAACUGUUAAAGGUUAUUUACUGAUAAGGAUGUUUCAGAGUCAGGUAUUGUAUUGUGGUUCACUUAACCUGUGGAAAGGGUGUGACCUUGACCACUCUGUUUGUCUAGUACAUGAAAUGUUUCUUUCAGAUGUAAUGGACCUUGCUUGUAGUUCACUUUUUUUCUUUCUGACA
Molecule: messenger RNA, 2229 nt
Organism: Populus nigra (black poplar)
Lineage: Eukaryota; Viridiplantae; Streptophyta; Magnoliopsida; Malpighiales; Salicaceae
Product: probable indole-3-acetic acid-amido synthetase GH3.1
Exons: 3
Coding region: 109-1899 (596 amino acids)
Cellular component (GO): cytoplasm
Molecular function (GO): acid-amino acid ligase activity
Source: RefSeq, a predicted model, not a curated record